Spea bombifrons (plains spadefoot toad) is the source of this 3000-nucleotide messenger RNA. It is a transcript of the gene TDRD5, whose product is annotated as tudor domain containing 5. The record is from RefSeq and is a predicted model, not a curated record. Bases 1 to 3000 code for a protein of 999 amino acids. Lineage: Eukaryota; Metazoa; Chordata; Amphibia; Anura; Pelobatidae. The transcript has 15 exons. Gene Ontology annotation, biological process: germ cell development; spermatogenesis.
AUGGAUGAGGAACGGAUCCUGCAGAGGGUGCAGAAAGAGGUGCGCUCUUUGCUUAUUGCAUCCAAGAAAGGACUGAGUGUUCAAGAGCUGGAGCAGGACUAUAGAAUGAUGAUUGGUUCGAAUCUUCCUCUGCGAACCCUAGGCUACCGGUCCUCUAUGGAGCUGCUUUUGGAUAUGCCCAAUGUAGUCCAGAUCCACUCGCAAGUAGAUGGCACCGUGAUAUUAACAGCGGUGGUCGACGAAGCAACGAAAAGGAUUGCAGAGUUGGUUUCCCGGCAGAGAGACCCUGCUAAAUCAAAAGGGAGGCGAGUACGGCAAGUGAGACCUAGGUGUCAUGUUGACUUGGUAAGACGUGGCAGAGUAGCCCCGGUGCUCCCUGCUGCUGUCAAGAGUGACCUACGAGACCUGCUGUCCAUCUCACCAUUGCUGAUCUCGGAGUUGGAGAAGGCCUUUGUAUCUCGCUUUGGACGUAGUUUUCAAUAUACCCGAUAUGGGUUUUACUCCAUGUUGGAAGUGAUCAGGUCUAUCGCUGAUAUCGUCGAAGUGAAACAGACAAGAGCUGGAUCAUUGCUGGCGCUUCGGAGAUCAAAUGCCAGUGGCAAAGUGAAUGGGCAACCCAUGUCACAAGACCUAAAUAGGAAACCUGUUGUGGACUCUUCUUCACCAACUGUACUUCAACCACACAGGAAAGACCUUUGUCAGGAGACCCCUAACAAACAAACACAACCAAUAAACACUUCGAAUGGCAGUUUUGUGCAGCACCCUGAACUUAAACAAAACUUGUGCGCGUAUCCUGUUGAGGUGCCCAAUGUUUUACAAGAAGACAGAAGUCCAGUGGUACCUAAGGUGUCAGCAGAAGACAGAAGUUCAGCAGCAACUAAGGCGUUAGAAGAAAGAAGUCUAGCGGUACCUAAUGUGUCAGCAGAAGACAGAAGUUCAGCGGUAACUAAGGCGUUAGAAGAAGACAGAAGUCCAGCUGUACCUAGGGUGACAAAGGAAGAUGAAAGUAGAGGAAAUUGUGUGCACAGCCCUUACAGACCAACCAAGACAACAAUUACAAACAGUUCAUUAGGAAAACCUAAGCCAGUUAUAGAGACGUUUACUCCUGAAAUACAGAGGUCAGCUAUGCAUUCAGACCAAGCUCCAUUAUCUGAAUUUGUUAAAGAAGAGAGCUUACAUUUUCUUGAAGAGAAGUUGGAAAAAGAGUUGAGACUGUGCUUGGUGCAGAAGGGAACAGGUGGGAUGCUAAGUCCAGAGCUUCGAAGGGAGAUUAAACAUGUUGUGAACCAGCAUCCCAAAGGACUUCUAGUUUCCCAACUUCCUUCUCAGUUUAAGAGUUACAUAGGGAAGGACCUGCAGUACAGAAAACUGGGGUUCACCUCUGUAAUGGAGCUAAUUGGAUCACUGGGGGACAUGCUUCACUUGGAAAGCACACCAAAUGAAGAUGAUUGGCAUAUCUUUGAUACAGAAGCGCUGCCCAAGCUUGAAGAUAGCAAAGUGUUUGGCCCAGCAGCUGACCCCCUUUCCAGUUGGAAUUCGCCCCAGCAACAGCCAGUGCAUGUUAAACCAGUUGGGUUCAAGGUCUCUCAAGCAGAUGGAAAUCUCUGGUGGGGGCCUCAGGAGAUACACCUGUCUUCUAGUACAGAGAAGGAAAUCCCUCCAGACGCUGUAAUACAUCAGAAACUGCACUGCUUACCCCGUAUGAAACGUGGCUUCAUGGUAGGGGUAUUUGUGGAAAACAUUACUUCCCCCAGCGAGUUUUAUAUCCGUUGCUGUGGAAAGGAUAUGUCUGAGAAGCUGGAAGACAUGAUGAUAGAAAUGAGGCGCUGCUACUCUAAUGAGUGCGUGUCUGAGCGCUAUCUUGUACCGGAUCACUGUGUCGCUGUAGGGGGGAUUUAUGCUGCUAGAGUGGAUGGAGACGUCUGGUGGUACAGAGUUAUAUUGCAUGCUUUUGUCGGGACUGAAGACGUGGACGUUUUUUAUCCCGACUUUGGCCAUGUGACGACUGUGAAGAGAUCCUGGCUACGAUUCCUCAAAAAUUGUUAUAUGAAGCUUCCUGCUCAGGCUGUGCCUUCUUGCCUAGCCUUUGUGAGUCCACUGGAGGAUGCGUGGUCAGUACAAGCUACUAAGCGUUUCCAGCAGCAGUGCGAUCGCGGUCCUCUAGUGGGGCUGGUGCUGCAGUACGUAGUAGAUGUUUUAUACCUGUUCCUUUGUGAUACGUCAUCUGAUGAAGAUGUGUAUCUGCACCAGCUACUGACAACUCAAGGCCUGGCUCAAGUGGGCCAAGACCCAAUAUAUUACAAAACCUCACAAAAGUGCAACCCAUUUGUGCAUUACCUUGCCCAGCCCCAAGGACAGCUAUCUGAGGAACCUCUUGAGAGCCCAGAACAAAAUGAAGGUCUUCCUUCUGGAUUUCCAAAUCACAGCGAAUCUGUCGUGGAGGUAAAGGAGGAAACUGUAUGUGGGAUCCCGUACAUUGAAGCAUUCCCCAAAGGCACUGAUAUAUGGGAUGAGACUUGGUCUGUGUUCGGCUCUGAAGUUGGGAGUAGAUCCAGUUCUUUAGAUGUAAAUGAGUGCGAGAAGAAAUCCAGCCCAGAGUUACAGUCCUCUCCGCCUUCUGAGGAGCUUGAUGACGCUAGCAUGCUACAUUCCUCUUUGGGUGACUUUUACAUCUCUUUGAUCGAGUCCAAAAAAUCAGAAGAAACAAAUGAUUCAGGACCCCUGACUCCAACAAGAGAUUUCUCUGGUCAAGAGACCAUAAAUCCACUGGAUAUAGGCCAAAACUCAGAUGAUCAUUUGUCUUCUACAUCAGAAGAAAACUUUUCUGGGAAAAAUCAUGAUCUAUCUAUAGACAGUAAGCCAACAUAUUACCACCAAACUGGCCUCCGAUCUCCGAUGGGGUUACAGAAGUUUCAAAUUCCUAGAAGUGCGAAGAUGAGGGCGCUUGGAGCAGCAGCCAGAUUGGCCACUGAUGGCGGUUUCCUGAAUUGGCCAGAGUAG